AUGGAGAAGCCAGAGGAAUCAGCUGAGGCGCGGAUGUCACGCGGUCUGGCUCCUAUCAAGAGAGAAUACAUCCGAAAAGCUGCUCCCCGAGGCACAAUUGAUGACAAGAUCUACAAGGCCGAGCAGCAAAGGAACAACGGCGCUAGUAAAGUGGCUUCAGAGAAGAAGUCUAGGCGGAAGAUGAAGAAGGCAAUGCACCCCAAAGCUUCACAAUUCCGUGCAGGCGAUCUGUGCUUCAAUCACGCCCGAGACCAGUGCCCUUAUGGGGACAAAUGCAAGUUCAAUCAUGACAUUGUGGCAUAUGCUGCAGCCAAGCAGCCAGACCUGCCUGGUCGCUGCCCUUCUUCGGCCAUGCCAGAGUGCCCAUAUGGUAGGUGCCUGCACACUUGCUGCCUUACAUUCUGUUCAGAACACUUGCAAAAUAUGCAUGCACGCAUGCCUGAUUUGCCAGAGCCGCCUACCACCAACACCCUGGACAAGGACCUCCAGGGCUCUCUGCGCAGGAGCACCUACGACUUUGGCAGGGCUCAGGAGGUGCUCAGCAACCUGGGAAUAAAGAGCAGCUGGCGCUUCGGGAAGGACACAGGCAGCAAGCAGAAGGCACAGCAUCCUGCUCCAGAAAACAAUGCCCCAGAAGAUCAGAACGGACACGAACAUGAGGACGCACAGCCAGAAAUUGGUCUCCAGGAGCCCGACCCCAAGCGGCAAAAGACAGACAGCUCAGCGCCCGCUGAUGUCAGCGCUGCCGCGGCUGAUGCCAGCGGUGCCGCUGAUGUCAGCAUUCCUGCUGAUGUCAGCACUGCUGCAGCUGAUGCGAGCGGGGCCUGCAUAGGGGCAGAGGCAGCGGCAGAGGCAGGCUCUGCGCAUGCGGAGACGGAGGCAACGCCGCCUGUGAGGGAGAAGCGGCGCAUAGACUUCAAAGGGAAGCUCUACCUUGCACCCCUGACCACCGUCGGCAACCUGCCCUUCAGGCGCGUAUGCAAGCAGCUGGGCGCUGACAUCACCUGCGGUGAGAUGGCGCUGGCGACUAACCUGCUGCAGGGGCAGGCCUCUGAGUGGGCGCUCCUGAAGAGGCACCCCAGCGAGGACCUGUUCGGCGUGCAGGUGUGUGGGGGCUAUGCGGAUUCGCUGGCGAGGUGUGCGCAGCUGCUGGAAGAGCACGUGGAUGCAGACUUUGUGGAUGUCAACAUGGGCUGCCCCAUCGACCUCGUCUGCAACAGGGGAGCUGGGUCAUCGCUGCUGAAUAAGCCACAGAGGAUCGAGCAGAUUUCGCGCUCCAUGUCCUCCAUCCUCUCCUGUCCCCUCACCAUCAAGGUUCGCAAGGGGUAUUAUGACGGCGAUGACAACGUGCACGCGUGGCUGCCCAAGGCUCCGUCCUGGGGCGUAUCUGCCGCCACCCUGCACGGCCGCACCCGCCAGCAGCGGUACACGAAGCUGGCGGACUGGGAGUACAUCCAGUCUGCAACCGCUGCGGCGCCUGGCCUGCAGCUGAUCGGCAACGGCGACAUAAUGUCGUUCACCGAGUACAACGAGCGCACCGUGGCCUGCCCGGACCUCGCCACUGUCAUGUUUGCGCGUGGCGCCCUCAUCAAGCCCUGGCUCUUCACCGAGAUAAAGGAGCAGCGACACUGGGACAUAAGCGCUGGCGAGCGGCUGGACAUCUUCAAGCGCUUCUGCUCCCACGGUCUCCUGCACUGGGGCUCCGACGCGCGCGGCGUAGAAAGCACGCGGCGCUUCCUGCUGGAGUGGAUGAGUUUCACGCAUCGCUAUAUCCCCCUCGAGCUCAUGGAGGUUGUCCCCCAGCGGUUGCACUGGCGGGCGCCGGCGUACGUGGGCAGGUCACAACUGGAGACGCUACUCGCGAGUGAGUCAGCGGCUGACUGGGUGCGCAUCAGCGAGAUGCUGCUGGGCCCAGUGCCGGCGAAUUUCAGCUUUGCGCCCAAGCACAAGGCGAAUGCGUACGCCAACAGCGAGGGCGGCAUGGCCUUUGAGGCACAGGCCGAGGGCUGA
Messenger RNA from Coccomyxa subellipsoidea C-169, 2010 nucleotides. Its product is annotated as FMN-linked oxidoreductase. NCBI's taxonomy places the organism in Eukaryota, Viridiplantae, Chlorophyta, Trebouxiophyceae, Coccomyxaceae. The transcript is spliced from 13 exons. Gene Ontology annotation, molecular function: tRNA dihydrouridine synthase activity; RNA binding; flavin adenine dinucleotide binding. Gene Ontology annotation, biological process: tRNA processing. The record is from RefSeq and is a predicted model, not a curated record. The coding region runs from base 1 to 2010 and encodes 669 amino acids.